UGUACAGAAGAAACCUUUCAAUCCGAUUCUCGGAGAAACAUUUGAAGCUACCUUUCUUCAUGAAAAGGAUCCUACCAAGGAUAUUCAACUCUUUGUCGAACAAACAUCUCAUCACCCUCCUAUCUCUUCCUAUGAAGCCCAAGGUCAUAAUUUCAGAUUGCACGGAUAUUGUGGUUACCUUGCAAGUAUCCGAGGAAAUGCCUUGAAAGGCGGCCAAGUAGGUCCAACAUAUAUCGAUUUUGAAUCGGAUGGAGCAACCAUUCACUACUCACAACCAUUCUUGUGGCUAAAAGGUAUUUGUUGGGGAGAACGAGUUCUCGAAUAUUAUGACAAGAUGGCUUUCACAGAGAACAAGAAUAAUCUCGAAUGUGAAGUAGUCUUUAAUCCAGACCAAAAGAGUUUCAUUGGAUCCUUUUUCAGUAGUCAAAAGACCCCUGUUGAUUUCUUGAGAGGUGAAGUUAAAAAAGAUGGUAGCGUGAUCGGUGUGAUUGAAGGAAGUUGGUUGGGUGUUGUUCACUACUAUCCUGGACAAACAGCUGAUUCAUUGUCUUCAAUGAAAGACAAGGAAAAGGUCGAAGUAUCUCGCAAGGAAAUUUUCAAUAUUGCAAAGGAAGUUCCAAAAUAUGCUAAACCUUCGGAUGAUCCUCUUCCAUCAGAUGCUCGUUUCCGAGAAGAUGCUGUUGCUCUCCGAAGUGGAAACUUGGAAUUAGCUCAAACAAAGAAAGAAGAGCUUGAGAACAAACAAAGAAGAGAACGAGCUCUCAGAAAGACUGGAUCCAGUCGGAAUAGCCUUGCAAGCAAUCAAAGUGGUAGCGAAAAAGACUUGAUAGAGGCAACUCAAAAUUAG
Messenger RNA from Naegleria lovaniensis, 847 nucleotides. RefSeq lists its product as uncharacterized. Lineage: Eukaryota; Heterolobosea; Eutetramitea; Acrasida; Naegleriidae. Gene Ontology annotation, cellular component: intracellular membrane-bounded organelle; cytosol; membrane. Gene Ontology annotation, molecular function: sterol binding. The transcript has a single exon. The record is from RefSeq and is a predicted model, not a curated record. The annotation marks the transcript as partial.